AGGUUCAUUGCUAGAUAUCGAAUACUGUAUUGGACCGUUCUGUAUUAGUGGCACUGCUAGCAACAAGGUUGAUAGCCUAGCAUCCUUUCUCCGUUAAUGGAUGCGGCCCUGCGGAUCCGUUUACAACGAGCCCCCCCGUGUUGGAUAGUAUGGCGUCUUGUGUAAGAAGACCCAUCCAGCAGUAUCGAACACGUAUUGUCAUUGCAAAUAUGUAUUAUUGUUUGAUAUGUGUAAAAUACUUGUGAUCACAUCCAACGUCCGUGUAAUUAGAUGCAGCUCCAUUGUUUGCACUGAUCUGUUAUGGCGGACUAAUGCUGAACCAGGACCACUUAAAAGUUGCAUUAUUGCUGUAGAUCACAUUCUUAUAUGGCUGCUAUUGUAAACAUUAAGUUCCCUCUUAAAUUGAUGCUGCUGUACCUUUUGAAAACUGCUACGUUCCCUCAUAGUGAUUGCAAGUGUUCAUUACUUAACUGCAGAUAGUUCUAGACAUAUGUGCUAUGCUAGUUGAAAGCCAUAAUACCAAAUUUGUACUGUUCAAUAGUGGAUCAUUUGCUUUUUAAUCAUUUUUUUAGGCUUCUUUUGACAUGUUGAGUAGAUUUUGCACUGAAACCCUGGGAAUAAACCCCAGCUUUACAGAUACCAUAUGGCCUCUGUUUGUGUUGUGUUCAAGAUGACGUUUGACAAGUCAGAGUAAAUUAACUUGCUAAUUUAACUUUCUAACUGGCUGUCGAUUUGAGGUGUGGCGUAUAUUCAUUCAAGUGGAUGACAAACCCUGCAAUUUUGGGGGGCACAACAUCCUAUUAGGGAGGGUGCCUUUCAGGCUAGAUGUCUCUCGGCAUCAUGAAGGAUUUGGGUCGGUGUAAAAUUAGAAAAUUGUGCACAGCAAUGCACAAUUAAACCCUUCUCAAGCAACAACGCACAAGUGAUCUUUGGUUAGUCUUUUACAUGUUUAAUAACUUCAUCUAUCUGAUGCACACUAAUAUGGUGGCGUUUAUGUGGGAAGGAAAAAAUGUACCUGGCUGCAAUCAAAAACAGCAUGUGAUCAUUUUGCUCGGUGUAGGGUGUCAGUCCUGGGGUCAAAUGUGAAGCUGAGAAAGUAAAUCCACACUACGUAUGUAGUUCUCUACUCACGCCACUCUCGUCUUGUACUAACACCAAAAAUGAUGCUUGGCUGCCCCCUCACUGGGAAGAUUAAACCCAUUUAGGCAAUGCUGCAGUCAUCCCCUCCCUGCACACCCUCCCCUGCUUGUGUUGGUUUUAAUCUGGCACCGCUGCCUUUUAUACGCCGAGCUGACAGUGACAUACUACGGUGUGCAUGAAUUGUGACCGGUCAAAUUAACAUAGCAUCGCCUCAGCUUGCCUUAGCAAAAUAUUGCCAACAAAAGGUAAUACUAUAGCGGUCUAACAGCACCGUAAUUAAUGUCUAAUAAAAGCAUCUGUGAAAAGAGUGGCUGGCUCUAAUGAGGCAGCCAGGGUCAUAUUUCCAAGGAAUGUGCCCCCUCUCCCCAUCUCUGUCUGGUAGUGCUUAAGACAUCGUUAGUCACAAUUACAUGCAGCCGCUGCCUGUGUGAGGUCUCACAGAAUAGAUGUUUUCCCAGCGCCCCCAAAUUGUUUGAAUGCUUUAUCUGGGCAGACAAGGGUUAACAACAGCCAGGAUGAGUGGGCUGUUCGUCUAAGUCAUUCAAGCUGUACUCUCCCAAGGAACCCCCCAACGGUGGCAGCUUUCCCCCUUUCCAUCCAGGCGCUAUGCUGGACCGAGAUGUGGGGCCUACACCCAUGUACCCCCCAUCAUACAUGGAACCAGGAAUGGGGAGACCCACACCGUACGGAAAUCAGACAGACUACCGCAUGUACGAGCUCAACAAAAGGCUACAGAACUGGACAGAGGAUUGCGACAAUUUGUGGUGGGAUGCCUUUACCACGGAGUUCUUUGAGGACGAUGCAAUGCUCACCAUCACUUUCUGCUUGGAAGAUGGACCCAAACGAUACACCAUUGGUAGGACAUUGAUUCCCAGAUAUUUUCGGAGCAUCUUCGAGGGGGGCGCCACUGAGCUCUUCUACAACUUGAAGCAUCCCAAGGAGUCCUUCCACAGUAACUUUGUCUCGCUCGACUGUGACCAGUGCACCAUGGUCACCCAGAAUGGCAAGCCCAUGUUCACACAAGUUUGUGUGGAGGGCCGCCUGUAUUUGGAGUUCAUGUUUGAUGACAUGAUGAGGAUCAAGACGUGGCACUUCAGCAUCAGACAACACAGAGAGGUCCUCCCCAGGAGCAUCUUGGCCAUGCACGAUCCCCAAAUGCUGGAUCAACUGGCUAAAAAUAUCACCAGAUGUGGGCUGUCCAACUCCACUCUCAACUACCUCCGUCUAUGUGUGAUAUUGGAGCCCAUGCAAGAGCUGAUGUCAAGACACAAAACGUACAGUUUGAGCCCUCGAGACUGCCUGAAGACUUGUCUCUUCCAAAAGUGGCAGAGAAUGGUCGCGCCCCCAGCUGAGCCCGCCAGACAAGCGCCCAACAAGCGGCGGAAAAGGAAAGUGUCGGGAGGCAGCAACGUGAGCUCCGGCGGGGGCGGCAACAACAGCAGCAACAGCAAAAAGAAGAGUCCAGCCAACAGCUUCUCUCUCUCCAGCCAGGACGUGAUGAUGGUGGGAGAGCCCACUCUGAUGGGAGGGGAGUUUGGUGACGAGGACGAGCGUCUGAUCACACGUCUGGAGAACACACAGUUCGAUGGGGUCAAUGGCCUGGAAGAUGAGGACAGUUUCAACGGCUCCCCCACGCUGGGGGCACUCUCGCCCUGGAACAGCAAGCCCCCCUCCAGUCAGGAGAGCAAGAAUGACUCGUCCCAGUAGAGCGCUGAUGUCCCAGCCGCCCCGUUGUGUUUUUUUUUUUAAAGUCACCGGGAUAAGACAAGACUGAAUUAAUAGAGGCGGCAUUUUGUGAUUUCAAGGAGGAGAGUGGCGUGAUUUAGAGGGAAGGACACUUGGAGCGGUGUCUCGUGAUAACGUCAUGGCCCUCACUCAUGCUCAGUGGUGCUCAAGCCCAGCCCUCGUCUGCUCAGACUUAGAGGUGCACUGACACUGGCUGUGUGUGUGUGUGUGUGUGUGUGUGUUUGCAUUGCCUUCCAGCCAGUAUCGUCUGCCAUGUCGGUGGGUUCUUGUUCCAACCUCGGGUCUCUCAGGUGUGCUCAACACCGCCACCUCAUUGUAUCUGUUGUGCUCAUGUCAGCGUCACCCAAAUGCUUAGACUUCAUUUAUUAAUUUUUUGUUUGUUUGUGUUGCAGGCUGCAGAAAACUGUGUGCACCCUUUUAGUAUCAAAAUUCACCAUCCGGGUUUAUAAAACUCAAUUAUUUG
Messenger RNA from Doryrhamphus excisus (bluestripe pipefish), 3349 nucleotides. RefSeq names its product LIM domain-binding protein 1-A. The record is from RefSeq and is a predicted model, not a curated record. NCBI's taxonomy places the organism in Eukaryota, Metazoa, Chordata, Actinopteri, Syngnathiformes, Syngnathidae.